AUGUACAUAAACAACACCAGACCAGAGUUAACAUGUCGACUCGCAUUGCAGUGGUAACCGGAGCAAACAAGGGCAUUGGUCUGGAAAUCGUGAGAUCCCUAUGUUGCCAUUUCGGGCAGGAUGGCAUCGUUUACCUGACCGCUCGCAAUGAAGGGCGUGGCCUGGCAGCCGUUGAGCUCCUUCAGAAAGAGGGGCUCAAUCCUAGAUUUCAUCUUCUUGACGUCACCGACAAGGAGAGCAUCGAUGAACUACGGAAUCACCUGGAGAAGGAACAUGGCGGGAUUGAUAUUCUGAUCAACAAUGCCGGAGUAACGUCCAUUCAGUAUGCAGAUCUACCCAAGUAUGAGCAAUCACUGUGCGUUAUGAAUACAAACUUCUUUGCCGUUCUAGAAAUCUGCCGGAGUUUAAUGCCCCUGGUUCGGCCAAAGGGAAGGAUCGUUCAUGUUGCCAGCUCGACGGCGUAUCUUUUAUUCAGAGAAGAUUUCGACGAGGAAUUGAGGAACCGAUUUCGACAGGCUAAUGCGGUACAAGACGUCGUCGAUCUGAUGGAUGAAUAUCUAAAAUUCUGCAAAGAAGGGAGUUUAGAAGAACACGGAUGGACAGAUAAGCCAUACUGGGUAGCCAAACUCGGCGUCAUUGUAUUAUCUAAGAUACAAGCAAGGGAAUUAAUAUCUGAACAGGAAUCAGCGCAGGAUAUCUUUGUCAAUGCGUGUUGUCCAGGGUUCGUAUACACCGAUAUGUCUGCUCAUUUGCCAGAUGAUUACUUUGGAGGAACUAGAGUUACAACCGUAGAGGGCGCCGAUACUCCUGUUUUUCUGUCGCUUCUUCCCCCUGGCGCAGAGGGCCCAAAUGGAGAGUUUAUUUUUCGAAGACAAUCCUAUGAUUUUCUCCACACCGAUGUUAUUUUGAUUAUUUGAUUGGUUUCAGAUUGAUUGAUUGAUUGAUUGGUUUCAGAUUGAUUGAUAGAUUGAUCGAUUGAUUGAUUGGUUGAUUGGUGGAUGGAUUGAUUGAUUGAUUGAUCGAUUGAUUGGUGGAUGGAUUGAUUGAUUGAUGGAUGGAUGGAUGGAUUGAUUGAUUGACUGACUGACUGAUUGAUUGCUUUUAUUUCUGCAUUCAAUUCAUCAAAUAUAAACUUACAAGGUAAUAUGUACAAAUGUAAUAAUUAUAUAACAAAUUAAUUAUAUUGCUGUAGUAUAAGCAAUGGAUCAAUAACAUUUAAACAAAAUUACUCAAUAAACAAAAAGACAAUUCAAAAGAAUGCAGGAGACCGCCAUUGUGAGUAAAUAGGCUCGAUAAUGAUGGCGGCCUCAUAAAAAGGUAAAAGUAUUUCUUCAUUGAUCAAGUGAGUACAAUGCAAGUGCAGAUGCACUAGUAGGGAGCAGUUCAUGUUUAAACUUAAGAAUGAGAUGCAUAAUAUUAAAAGGUGUUUCGUUUAA
Molecule: messenger RNA, 1436 nt
Organism: Lytechinus pictus (painted urchin)
Lineage: Eukaryota; Metazoa; Echinodermata; Echinoidea; Temnopleuroida; Toxopneustidae
Product: carbonyl reductase [NADPH] 1-like
Exons: 6
Coding region: 33-917 (294 amino acids)
Molecular function (GO): carbonyl reductase (NADPH) activity
Source: RefSeq, a predicted model, not a curated record